GAAUAUUUAUGUGUUAAUGAAUAUUUAUGUGUUGAUGAAUAUUUAUGUGUUGAUGAAUAAUAAAAUAGGUAAAAUGCCACCUAAGAGUAAAGAUAGUGGUAAGAAGUCCCAACGUCCGAGGAUAGUAGUAUGUGAGGCGCCUCCCAUGGCCGUGUCUUCCCGCCCUCAGAGUGUUGAUCAUAUGUCUUUAGCCAGUACUCAGGCUUUUACCCCAUUACUCUCCUCCCACACAUUCCCGUCUGGGGUACCGCCAUCCUUCCAGUACUCAGCGGUACCGCCAUCCUUCCAGCAUCCUGGUGUGCCCCCGUCCUUCCAGCAGGCGGCAGGACCUAGCUUUCCAUUCACACAUACUGGUGUGCCCCCGCCCAGCUUUCCAUUCGCCCAUACUGGCAUGCCUUCAUCCUUCCAGCAUACUGGAGGAUCUGGUUUCUCAUAUCCCAUGCAGAUGACUUCCUCCUUUCAGCAUACGGGAGGAUCCAGUAGUACACCUCCGACACAGGCUGGACGAUCUCCUAGUCCACGCCCCACACAGGCUGGACGAUCUCCCCGUCCACGUCCGACACAGGCUGGACGAUCUCCUAGUCCACGCCCCACACAGGUUGGAGGCUCACGCACCCCACAUCCCACACAUGUACCAGCACGUGAGGUUGAUGAGGCAGUUGAUGAGAUAGAUGGAGCUGAUCUUCGUGGGAGGGAUGAUCCUGAUGAGAUUCAUGUGAUUGACGGCAGAUUUUGGAUUCAGCCCGAAGGAAGCAAUUUUACGCCGAGUCGGACAGCUGCUAGGGUUGUUAGCUAUAUAAUUCAGCAGAUGUAUAAAUCAGCUUUUAAGAGCUAUGGGGACGUCAAAAAUAAAGAUGAAUGGUUUAGAAUGUUUAAGGAGAAAUGUGUGUGGGAUCCUUUGAGUGAAAAAAGUGUUCAGAAAGUUUUCAACACCAGAUGCUCUAAAAGAAUGUCUGAUAUGCUGCGGAGAGUAAGGGAGAAUCAUGAGCUUCAUGGCAUCCGUCCUAACUGGAUAGGCGAGGAGGUUUUUCAUGAUCUUGUUACAUAUUGGAGGAGUCCAGAAUUCCGGGCUAAAUCAGAAACUUUUAAGAAGAUGAGGGCAUCUGAAAAGGGCGGUUGUGUCAACACAGUUGGAAGUAUUAGCACCGCCGAGCAUGCCCGACGAUUGGCUAAGGAGUUGGGGAGAAAACCAUUGAUGCCUGAGCUGAUUUCGAGGACCCGGACAAGGAGAUCGGGAGGUUUUGUCGACGAGCGCACGAAGUUGUAUCUUGAAGAUUAUGAUAGGCGACUUGCCAUUUUUCUGGAAAAUAAUCCUCAAUUCAUGCCAGCAGAGGGGGAGCCGCUAAAUGCGGAUGUUGAUCACUAUAUCUGGUGUGAGGUUAUUAAAGAAAAAGGACCUAAUGGUUGCUUUUUUGGUGCUGGAAAUUUGGCGGCCAGCUAUAGACGUGGUGACCGCAAUCUGUUUCAAAGACUUCAGGAUGGAGAGGGUGGAUCGCGUCAACCAAAUCUGACACAGGAACAAACUGAAUUAGUAAGGCAAUUGGCGAGACGCGAAAGUGAGGCCCAGAUCGAGAUGAUGCGGAAGAAGCAGGCUGAUAUGGAGGAGCAGCAUGCGCGACAGAUGGAGGGCAUUAUGAAGAAGCAAGCUGAGAUGGAGGAGCAGAUGAGACGGUUUAUGCAAGGAGGUGGAAAUUACAGUAAUGCUCCUCCUCAAGAGCCGGAGGAUGACGGGGUGGCUGAUGAUUUUAAUCCGGAUAAUUAUUUUCCGGAUGAUGCGUCUUGAAAACAUUUUGUAUUUUAUUUAUUUUUAAUUUAUUUUUAUGUAAAAUAUUCUACAUUUUAAUUCAUUACAGUAUUAGUUUUAAA
This is a messenger RNA of Vicia villosa (hairy vetch), 1866 nucleotides long. RefSeq lists its product as uncharacterized. Bases 17 to 1783 code for a protein of 588 amino acids. The transcript is spliced from 5 exons. The record is from RefSeq and is a predicted model, not a curated record. NCBI's taxonomy places the organism in Eukaryota, Viridiplantae, Streptophyta, Magnoliopsida, Fabales, Fabaceae.